Messenger RNA from Drosophila biarmipes, 1018 nucleotides. Its product is annotated as succinate dehydrogenase assembly factor 2-A, mitochondrial. The transcript has 3 exons. The record is from RefSeq and is a predicted model, not a curated record. Lineage: Eukaryota; Metazoa; Arthropoda; Insecta; Diptera; Drosophilidae. Bases 149 to 631 code for a protein of 160 amino acids. Gene Ontology annotation, biological process: tricarboxylic acid cycle; protein-FAD linkage; mitochondrial respiratory chain complex II assembly. Gene Ontology annotation, cellular component: mitochondrion.
GCUUUUUUCGUUUUUUAGCCACAAAUUGAGCAGCCGGCCGCUGUCAAAAUAUUUUGAUUUUUCAAAUUGCCUCAAAAUCUAAUAUAACCCACAAACUUCCUUUUAAACUUUAAAAUCAAACAAUUUGUAAGAAGUGUUGGUCCUCAAAAUGCUACGUCAACUAAGGAUGACGUUAGAUAUUUCGAGUUGGAUUUUGUUACCCUGGAGACGAUGUGCGUCAAAUGUGCGGGACCCUCCUCCGCCACUGGCCAGCACCCUUGGCGAUGUGAUCGUCGACUACGAGGACCCCGACUAUCUGCCGUUGCCGGAAUAUCCUGUGCGUCCCAACGAGCCGUUGGACAUUCGAAAGCAGCGACUUUUGUAUCAAUCCCGUAAGCGCGGAAUGCUGGAAAACGAUCUUCUUCUCAGCACGUUUGCGGCGAAGCACCUUCACAAAUUCAGCGCCGAGCAGACGGCUUUAUACGAUCAGUUAAUCAACGGGGUGAGCAACGACUGGGACAUAUACUAUUGGGCCACCGACGUCAAGCCCACUCCCAAGGAAUACGACACUGAGAUAAUAAUGCUCUUAAAGGAGCACGUCAAGAAUGCCGAGCGGGUCACACGUCUCCGCCAGCCGGAUUUGAAUACUUAGUCUCCCCUAACGUUAUACCUUUGCUUAUAAAUACAUCAACUAGUUCGACUUUUUCAUUAUUCUGUGAUCCUGGAGAUCUUUACCUCCCACAUUGAGUUGGAAGCCAACUCGUUAAUUCUGAAUAUAACUUCUUUGAACAUUUUCGAAGAUUAUCAAAAUCCUUGCAGUGCAAUCGUGAAGGUCUAAAGACUUAUCGUUAUGCUCAUUACUGGAAGAAUGAUUUCACCCAAUUUGGAAAUUUAGAAGUUGACAACUGCUUGACCCGAAACAGAACUAAAAAUAAUCGAAACGUACCAAUAUUGUUGAAUAUGUUAUGAUCCAGGAGAUCUAGAUUUGAAUCAUAAAUAAUAGUUAUGGCUUAAUAAAAAGGAACAUUAUUAAAAUGCA